AUGAGCGCUGUUAUAGAAGCUCUUUAUAUCUAUGAUGAGACUAACACACCCAUCCUCGAGCAUGUCUACCGCUCGCGCCCUCCCCCUGCGACGGCAGUCCUCUCUCUCUUUCUCGCCCAUCCAGCCCCUCGACCGUCCCUGAUACAUCUUCCUGACGCCUCUCCCCCAGUCUCCGUCUUCUCAGUUUCUCAUACGAACCUCCUCUUCCUGGUCCCGUGCAGCGGCGAGGCCGAACCACUGUUGGUCCUCGAAUAUAUCCAUCGGGUUAUAGACGUUCUAGAAGAAUUUGUUGGUGCGCCUCUGCUAGGGACAAAGAUACAGAAUAGCUAUGAUGUAGUUGGCCAACUGCUGAACGAAAUGUGCGAUGCUGGCAUCGUGUGUAAUACCGAACCAAACGCUUUACAAGAGGCGGUUGAUGUGCCAGGGUGGAUGGGAAAGCUAUUAAGCGGAGUGGGAUUGCCAGGUGCAUCGCAGACUUCGGCGCUAUCAAAACCUCUAAGUCAGCCUCUAGCCUCUGCUCCUAUAGUAGCUGGGACGAAUGCGCCAGCGAUACCCUGGAGACGUCCUGGUGUUCGGCAUACGUCAAAUGAACUAUAUGUUGACAUAGUUGAGUCUUUAUCCGUUAUAUUUGCACCCUCUGGGAGGCCCAUAUCGGCUCUCGUUCAUGGCACAAUAGUGUUCACGGCAAAGAUAUCAGGAGUGCCGGAUCUGCUCCUUUCACUCAGCGCCCCUGGAGGUCAGAGGAGUCUUGCACAUAAGAUAGAAUUACCCGUGUUUCACCCAUGCGUUCGUCUGGCACGCUGGAGGGAGAAGCCCGGUGAACUGAGCUUCGUUCCACCGGACGGACGGUUUAUAUUAGGAGGAUAUGAAGUUAAUCUACUUCCAGUUGAUCCAGCAGACGAUAACCCGCCAGCCCAUAUGGAGAAAUUAUUCCUACCAGCUAUAGUGGAUAUAAAGAAAGGACUUGGUCCUGCAGGAUCAAAUUUUGAAGUGCGGUUAACCUUAAACAACAACUUCCCUGGAGCUUCAUCUUCGAGAAGCGGAGGAGGUGGGGGUGGAAUUGGUGGAAAUGGAGGAAUGGGGAGCUCAACAAGCCGUGGAUCAGGAUCAUCAACCCCUUCGUUCUUGAAUGUUGGAACCAUCGGUAGUAACUCAUCGUCCCCAAGUUUAGACGAUGUAGUGGUCACAAUCCCAAUCCCUCCAUCCGUGCGGAACAUUACAGAUAUUCAACCCAGUCGUGGUGAAGCAAGCUUUAUGCCUGGAAGCGACUCCCUAGAAUGGCGCCUACCUACGAAAGAGAGAGAUGGGUCUAUAUCCGGUAUAGCAACACUAAAAGGAACAAUACAAGGGCCACUCCAUGACCUUGACGAUGAUGAUGAGAUCGUUGAUGGGGUUGAUGGCCAAUCUCGACGACUCGGUUCAAACCCUCUCAGAGGAUACUAUGAUGAGACCCUAGCGCCGGCCACAAGUUAUCAGGAUUCAGGGGUGUCAGCAGACGAUACACCCCAGCCAGAGAAGACUGAUGGCCUAUCACCCACUACCAAACAAAUGAGGAAAAAGCAGGCUAAUGCCCUAUUAAUGCCGUCAUCUGCUUCUGUAUCAUUCUCUGUCCGUGGUUGGUUACCGAGUGGUAUACGUGUUGAUGCCUUGACGGUAGAUCCUCGGAGAAGUCGGGGCUUAGGGGAAGGAGUAAAGCCCUACAAAGGCGUUAAAUAUAUAUGUGUCAUGAAAAAGUACUGUUCAAUUAUAGAUUUGCUCGUUGGGUAA
Messenger RNA from Microsporum canis CBS 113480, 1767 nucleotides. RefSeq names its product adaptor complex subunit medium chain 3. The transcript is spliced from 4 exons. Gene Ontology annotation, cellular component: clathrin adaptor complex; cytoplasmic vesicle. Gene Ontology annotation, biological process: endocytosis; intracellular protein transport. The coding region runs from base 1 to 1767 and encodes 588 amino acids. The record is from RefSeq and is a predicted model, not a curated record. NCBI's taxonomy places the organism in Eukaryota, Fungi, Ascomycota, Eurotiomycetes, Onygenales, Arthrodermataceae.